Molecule: messenger RNA, 759 nt
Organism: Magnusiomyces paraingens
Lineage: Eukaryota; Fungi; Ascomycota; Dipodascomycetes; Dipodascales; Dipodascaceae
Exons: 1
Coding region: 1-759 (252 amino acids)
Source: RefSeq, a predicted model, not a curated record
AUGAUUUCUUCUACUCAAACAAAUUACGCAGGCCAACAAGGCUGGAACGAUUGCCUUCCCUCCACUUUUCUCGAAUCAUCUUCAUCUCCAUCUUCCUCCAAAAAACAUUCAUCUUCCUCAAAAUCUCACUCAAAACGUUACGCCGUUGCUCCUCUUCCACAAGCCCUUUAUCCAACUUCUUCUUCCACCUCUUUACAUUCCUUGAAUCAUCCACCAACAGAUGGCCCAGCAGUCUUACCUCCACCCCCAAUGUGCUUGCCCUCGGCCACAGAAAACGUCCCAUACUCGGAUGAUGAUGAUUCUUUGACCUCUUCUUCUGGCUCAAGCUCUUUUUCUUCUUCGCACAGUUGCAGUCUUAGUAGCAGCAGUAGUAGUCUUACCACAGACAAUAAUUCACAAUCAUCUUCUUCGAUACCAUCCUCAUCAGCACCUCCAUCUUUAACCGACAAUUUAGAAUCUUCUUCUUCUUCUUCUUCCGAACCCAGCAUUCUCUCCCAGCUUGAGCAGGUCUUAAGCUUACCUUCUACUCUGCCUGCUCGCGAGUUUGCUCACUACAAGGUCCGUUUGCUGAAACUGGUCCCAGAACUGGGUCCACAACAUACUAUAGUGGUGAGCCAAUGCUUGACUAUCGCUUUGGAUGGAAACAAGAGUGCAGCUCGAACCGAAAUUGUAAAGCAUAUGAUGGUUCAUGGCGCCAUUUCUUCAUGGGCAAUUCCUCUACGCAAGGUUGUAGAGUCAACCGUGCCAGAAACAUCCUAA